AUGUCGAUCCAGGACUCUGCCGCCAACACUGCCGCCAUUGCGGCCGCUGUCUCAGAAGCACAGGCCACAAACGUUACCGACGCCCAGCCCGAGCAGCACGAGCAGCAGCCCACCGAGGAGGGUGCUGCUGCCGAGAUCGCGCCGGGUAAGCCUUUGUUUUUUAUACAGAGCAGCGCUGCCACAGCGCAAGAGACGGUGCAGGAUGUCAAGCAGGUGAUCAGCGAGAACCCGGAUACAAUCGAGUACUCGUGCUUCCACCUGACGCUGGACGGCCAACGGCUCAACGACUUUGCCGAACUGGGCGAGAUCGAGUCAUUGCAAAAGGACAGCAAGCUGGUCCUGGUCGAGGCGCCGUACACGGAGCGCGAGGCACGCCUGCAUGUUUCCCGCCUGCGCGAUCUGCUGGCUGGCCCUGUUGCUGCCAACCCGCCAGCCGCCGGGCUGGACGCUGGCCUGUCCCUGUUUUCAUCCAUCAAGUACCCGAACGGAAUUCCAGCUGAGCCGGUCUCGUCUCAGAGCGGCGAGUCGGAGUCUGACUCGGCAAAGAAGCCGAGCGGCAAGAAGCAGGGCAAGAAGGGCAAGAAGGCCAGCGAUGAGGAGGCCGAGGAGACCGAGGAGGACUCGGACGAUCACCCGAAGCCCAAGGUCACCGAGCACGCCUUCUCGGGGUUCGAGUUUGGUGCAAUCCCGCAGUUCGACAUUCUGUCCGGCGACCAGGCGGCCAAGAGCCUGGGUGUGCCGCAGUGCGUGCGGCAGCUGACGCUCAGCGGCUGGAACCCUGUGCCGCGGCACCGGCAGCUGCAGGGCGACCUGCUGUAUCUGCUGGUGGUAACGCUGGAGAGCCAGAACCUGCACAUCACGGCGUCGCGCGAAGGGUUCUACGUCAACUCGUCGAGCCUGACGCACUUCCACGCUGAGCCGUACGGCGAGUCGCACGCAGGGCAGCAGGGCGUGCGCGACGCCGAUCACUACAAAGCCCACUCGCUGGUGACGCUGCUGAAGCGCCUGUCGUCCAAGUUCUCGCAGGGCUUCGAUGCGCUGCAGCGCGAGAUGGCGCAGCGCGAUCCGGUCGAGGUGCUGCCGUUUGUGUCGGCGAAGCAGGCCGCGUCGCCGUGGUUGGCCCGCAGCGCGAACCGGGCGCCGCAGUCAUACGAUCUGGGCCGCCCGCAGGACCUGGCGCUGCGCCUCGGCAGCCAGGUGGCCGACUCCCUGCGCGACUGGAACGAGGAGCUGCAGAGCAUCCGGGAGAUGCCGCGCAGCAACCUGUCGGAGCGCGUGCUGCGCGACCGCCAGUUGCACAAGUGGAACUCGGAGUUCUGUGAUGCUGCUGUGCUGGGCGCCAUGGCUGUGGUGGAGGGCGACAUGCCGCCGCUCAACCCAACUGACGCCAGCGACCAGCACAUGUUCCUGCGCGACAACAUCUUCUUCAGCAAGGGCUUCGACGGCCGCGAGACCUUCACCGAUCUCGGUGGCGAUGCGGCUGCGCAUGCGGCCACUGGCAAGGACAUCACUGGUGUGCGGCUGCUGAACCAGCUCGACGUCGAGGGCUUGAACACGCUGGGCAGCGUUGUGGUUGACUACCGCGGCGUGCGCGUGGUUGCGCAGUCGGUUGUGCCCGGCAUCUUCCGCCGCCAGGAGACGACGCAGAUUGUCUAUGGAAGCGUCGACAACGGCGUCACAGUCGGCAGCGACGCUGAGUUCCACAAGGCCAUGGAGCCAGUGGCCAAGGCCCUACAUUUCGCCGAGCACGCGGUGGUUGACAAGGAGGGCAACGAGUCCCGUCUGUACACAUCGGCCGACGUCAAGGGCCUGGUGGGCACUGACGGCCGCCGCUAUGUGUUGGAUCUGUUCCGCAUGACGCCUGUCGAUGUCGAGUUCCUGGAGCGCGAGUGCCAGGAGGGUGGAGAGCUGCCCGCAUAUCCGCACAAGCUGGUGCUUCUGCGCCCUGAGCUCGUCGAAGUGUUCUGGGAGAACAGCAUCCGCAAGGCCGUGCAGGAGUACGCGGUCGAGAAGACCAAGGAGAUUGAGGAGGAGAAGAAGGCCAAGGGCGAGACCGAGGAGCCCAAGGAGGGCGAGGCCGAGGAGCCCAAGAAGGAGGGUGAGGAGCAGGAACCCAAGAAGGACCUGAUGGAGGGCUUCGACUUCAGCCUGGACUUCAGCCCUGACGCUUUCACACCGAUCUCUGCCCAGACUGCACAGCCCAGCGACGCCGACAAGGCGCUGUCUGACGCUGUGCGCGCGGCGUCAGUGUUCCUGCGUGACGUUAGCAUCAAGGCGCUGGUGCACGACCUGCAGUCGUACAACAGCUCGCCGCUGAGCGGCAGCACGCUGACGCAGACGAUGCACCAGCGCGGUAUCAACAUGCGGUACUUGGGUAUGGUCGCGCAGCAGCUGCCGGCUGACGUUGACGCGAUCCAGAACGUGCGUCGCCUGGUGGUACGCGAGAUGAUCACCCGCGCAGUCAAGCACAUUGCCCGUGAUCUGUUCCGUGCCACACCCACGCAUCUGCACUCGGAGGCCUUCGCACUGCUGGUCAACACCCUGGUGGGCGCGCGCUACAACAGCGAGCCAGCCAAGGAGCUGAGCACGCAGGCCCAGGCCGUGCCCGAGCUGACCCGCCUGACGCCUGCGUCGCUGGCUGCGCAGAUCCGCGCCCAGGUCACGCUGCGCUUCCGCUUCACGCUGCCCGAGGACUUUGUGGCCCAAUAUGUCACUGGCUACGAGCACAUUGUGUUGCGCGAGGUGUGCCUGAAGGUCGGCGCGCAGCUGGGCAUGCGCCAGUUCCGCUUUGAGCGUCCGGCCGAGGCCGACCUGCAUGCUGUGGCUGUGGCCCAGUUGGGAAUCACCGACAAGCCCAACAAGCAGGUCAAGCGCAGGAUCCGCGAGCUGAUCGACGCCGAGCUGGCGCGCCCGCUGACGGUGCUGCCCGAGGACGUGCUGAACUUCUCUGCGCUGACCAAGACAUCGACGCAUAACUCGACCUUCGCCGACGAGGCCUUCGAAGCCGGCCGCAUGUCACUGGAGCAGGGCCAGAAGGAGUUGGGCUUGGAGCUGCUGCUUGAGUCGCUGGCGCUGCACGAGCAGACAUACGGCUUCCUGCACGCCGAGUCGGCGCGCUGCUAUGCUGUGGUGUCGCUGGCGCACUACGACGCUGGAGCCAACGAUCUGGCGGCCGAGUUCAUGACACGCUCGGUGGUGAUCUCCGAGCGCACUGUGGGCCUGGACGACCCCUUCACCAUCCACAACUACCUGAACCUGGCGCUGUACGAGCAUGCGUGCGGCCACACUGAGAUUGCGCUGCGGUUCAUGCGCCGCGCCAUUGACCUGUGGGCGCUGGUGAACAGCCCCGACCACCCGGACCUGGCCACCGCCCACAACAACAUCGCGGUGAUGCUGCAGUCGCUGCAGCUUUACGACGACGCCCUGCCGUUCUUCAAGUCGUGCCUGGAGAUCCGCCGCCGCCUGCUGGGCGACAAGCAUGUGCUGGUGGCCAAUGCCCUGCACUCGCUGGCCAAGGCGUAUGCUGUGACCGGCGACUUCAAGCAGGCCGUCACUGUCGAGCGCGACGCCCACAAGUUCUUCAGUGAGACCUUUGGCGACGAGGACCCGCGCACUGUCGAGACCUCCCACUGGCUGGCUGAGUUCACCUUCAACGCCGUCAAGUCCGCAAAGCUGACCAAGGCUGCCCGCCGCCAGCUGCUUGAGGCUGCGACUGCCGCCAGCGCCUUGCAGAUGGACCGGGAGGGCAGCAAGGGCAGUGAUGCUGCCAAUGCGCCGGCCGGAUCCAAGGGCCAUCUGCCCAUUGACGACCUGCUCAAGUUCAUCACUGGAAGCUCGUCGGGUCAGCCCAAGCCCAAGGGCGGCCGUCGGGCCAAGGGACCCAAGGGCAGCCGUCGCUAAACAGUUCUUGAGAUCACUAAUAUGAAACUGCCUGUGUAUCCUUGAGAGUGGCUCAUCCGGGUUGUACGCCAUUCAUGCUAGGAGCCCUGUAAUGCCUAUGUUGGCCAGGAUAUGUGGAGCUGUGGGCUGUUCAUCCACCAGCAACCCAGAAAUCAGCCUGCAUCAGAUCACGGUAUCAGGCUGAUGCGAUUUCAUCUCGUAAAAACGCUUAGCGAUAACCGACUGUCCAUGCACUUUGCCCUCCAAUUCAGCCCUUCUACUCUUUUUGCAUAUUUUCCACGACAAAGGCACACGCGCGAGCAGCGGUGUUGGUUCCACUAUCCGCAUAGUCGAAAUUUCUGUCGCUCUGUGAGACAUUCAGGCGGAAGGACGGAGUGCGAGCUCGAGAGAAACCACAUACACACAGCUUUUUCUUUCAGCAGCCGGGAAGGGUGGUGUUUCCAUGCGGCAGCUGGGCACACUGCUUGCCACAUGCGCACA
Molecule: messenger RNA, 4380 nt
Organism: Linderina pennispora
Lineage: Eukaryota; Fungi; Kickxellomycota; Kickxellomycetes; Kickxellales; Kickxellaceae
Exons: 2
Coding region: 1-3900 (1299 amino acids)
Biological process (GO): intracellular distribution of mitochondria
Cellular component (GO): cytoplasm
Molecular function (GO): protein binding; mRNA binding
Source: RefSeq, a predicted model, not a curated record